ACUCUGCAGUUUGAAAGAGAGAACGAAGCGAGAGAGCAGCCAAAUUUUUCGCACACCAAAAAGUGUAAUUUACCAAUAUCACUGCGGCAAAAAGUACAAGUGCAAGUGCUCGGAAAGUGCAACGUUGAAGGCACAGUGCGCGCCCUAUUGGACACACAGUGUCGGCCAUAAAAGUAGGCCCAGUUACAGUUAGAAGCAGCAGCCAUACGGUUGUCCUUGUUUGGCCCAUUACACACUUCCCCCGUGAGUCACCCGCCUGACCCGUGUGCAUUUGUUAUUGUUUUUAAUGAAGACGGAGACCGUUAAACUGUACAUAAACAAAUAAGGCAACAACAAAGAGAUAUACAGACAGAGAGACAAGAGAAAGAGAAAAGUCCCCGUAUUCAUCCAGAUCCAAGUCCAGACUCCAGCGCACCUCCGCAAAUCCCGAACCACUAAAAAAAAACCACAAUGGGCUGCACCACAUCCGCCGAGGAACGCGCCGCCAUACAGCGAUCGAAACAGAUCGAGAAGAAUCUCAAGGAGGAUGGCAUUCAGGCGGCCAAGGACAUCAAGCUCCUGCUUCUGGGUGCCGGUGAGUCGGGCAAGAGCACAAUAGUCAAACAGAUGAAAAUCAUUCACGAGAGCGGCUUCACUGCGGAGGACUUUAAACAAUAUCGACCGGUUGUCUACAGCAACACAAUACAAUCAUUAGUUGCAAUAUUGCGCGCGAUGCCAAACCUAAGUAUUCAGUACAGCAAUAACGAGCGGGAGAGCGAUGCCAAGAUGGUGUUCGACGUGUGCCAGCGGAUGCACGACACCGAGCCCUUCUCGGAGGAACUGCUGGCCGCCAUGAAACGACUCUGGCAGGACGCCGGCGUCCAGGAGUGCUUCUCGCGCAGCAACGAAUACCAACUGAACGAUUCCGCUAAAUAUUUCCUGGACGAUUUGGAUCGGUUAGGCGCCAAGGAUUACCAGCCGACCGAACAGGACAUCUUGCGUACUCGCGUCAAGACCACUGGCAUCGUGGAGGUACACUUCUCCUUCAAAAACCUCAACUUUAAAUUGUUCGACGUGGGCGGCCAGCGGUCGGAGCGAAAGAAAUGGAUACAUUGCUUCGAGGAUGUCACAGCGAUCAUUUUCUGCGUGGCCAUGUCAGAGUACGAUCAGGUCUUGCAUGAGGAUGAAACCACGAACCGCAUGCAAGAGUCGCUGAAACUGUUCGAUUCGAUCUGUAACAACAAAUGGUUCACGGACACCUCGAUCAUUCUGUUCCUGAACAAGAAGGAUCUGUUCGAGGAGAAGAUCCGCAAGAGUCCCCUGACAAUUUGCUUCCCCGAAUACACAGGUGGACAGGAGUACGGCGAGGCGGCUGCUUACAUUCAGGCUCAAUUUGAAGCGAAAAACAAAUCAACCUCAAAAGAAAUCUACUGCCACAUGACGUGCGCCACAGAUACCAAUAACAUUCAGUUUGUAUUCGAUGCUGUCACCGAUGUCAUCAUAGCAAACAAUCUGCGCGGCUGCGGACUGUACUAAGGAUCCGAUCGAUAUCGAGUUCGAGAUCGAGAACGAGAUGAUGUGGAGCAGAAAUGGGGGGCGUUAGCAGGGAACACCGUAACGGUAUUAAAGAGCAGCGCGGGAGCACAACAACAACAACCCACCAGCAUUGAUCAAAAACCAAACAAAUUAAAGAGAGCAACAAAACGAUGAUAGGAACCAACCGCAACUAUAACACACAGGACACAGAACAGAGGACACAUGGUACUGGAUACUGGAUACGCGACCCUGAACACUGGACAGCACAGGACUCUGAACACUGAACAAGCGAAGCCCAAAGAACUUUUAUUUGUUUAACAAAAACGCGCGAUGACGGAGAUCCCGGAUGGACGAUGAGAAAUAUAAGGAAAUAAGCAACAAGUACAUUACAUAAUAACGAUAAUAUUUGGUGCAGAGAGACGCAAUGUCAGAUCACUGACACUGAGGAUUGAUUUGAUUGAUUGGUAGCAGCAGCAGCAGCAGCAGCAGCAGCAGCAGCAGCAGUUUGAUUGAAAGGCAUUUCCUAUUAUACAUACAUACAUAUAUACAAAACACACACACAUACAUAUGCAUUAUGCAAGGCCACAUGUACGACAUGACACCGACACCGACACGCACACUCUCGAAACACAAGCGCAAGCAUUGCAUAUAUAUAGUUGUUGUUUGGUCUGAAUAAUUUUUAUAGAACUUCAUAAUUUAUUGGGUAGCCCUUAGUUUCCUCAUGUAUUUAUUAAACCAAAAAGAAAGUAGGAAGGACAAUGCGAUACACUUCUAUACAUAUACAACAUAUAUAUAUAUAUAUAUAAAUAUUAUAUAUUAAAUGUUUCCUGUUGCAAUCUCUCUUUGGAAUUAUUCAUGCCAUCAACGCUCUGCAUUUGCAUCCUGCUUGUUUAGACCUAAGUUCGAAAGAGUUUCAACCAAAUCCAAACGGCAGAUGAGCUAAGAAAUAAUAAUAAUAAUAACUAAUUCAUUUGAAUUGCGUGUCAGCGUGUGGGCUAAAAGUAAAUAAUAUUACCUAACAUAAACAUAAACAUAAACACACACGAACAAACCAAAAGAAGGGAAGAUAACGAGCAAAUCUUUAAGGUUUAAGUCUAAUUUAAAAGGAUUUAAAGAUAAAUGAGAGGCGGAUAUAAAACUCUAUCUAUUGUAUUUACAAACAAAAUAGAAAAGCAAACAAAAAAAAAACGAAGCAGAAAGCUAAAAACUAAACCCGGAGAAAAGUAAAGUAAAGUAAAGGCAUAUGUAUGUGGCCACUCGACUAAUUUAUGUAAAGAAGAGCGGCGGCAGUAGCGAUUGAUCACAUUUCAGUGUAAAUUGUAAUUUGUUGAAUUUACGUGUAUAGAAAGACGUUUGGCUGGAAACACACAAACACACACACAUACUGGACACUUACAUAUUUAAUUUAAUUCACUUAACAAGCUGAUUUCAUAAUGAUUUUGUUGCAUUUAAGCGGAGAGCUAAACUACGAAUCAGCAAAGAUCAAAAUAAUUCAACUUUUGGCGGCGCACAGAAGCAUGCUAUAUAUUUUUGCCAUAUCUCUACGCACAAAUACGCGCACAACACAACACACAGCACACACACAAUACGAAUCAAAAGUAACGAGAAUGUAAUGUGAAAGUGAAACGGAACGCAGAACUCAAAUCUCCCAAAACAAUGAAACUAAGGAUUGUAUGUAAUAAUAUUUAUAAAGAAAACUCUACUUUUAAUGGUAACACAACAAUCGUCGUCAUACAUGUAUCUGAUGUAUGUCAAACUGUAUUUAGCGAAUGGCAUUUAAUCCCGCGAGUAUGUUGAAUUGUUUCAAUUAGACUUAUUAUUAUUAUUAUAAUUAUAAUUAUAUAUUACGUGUAUAUGUUUGUGUAUAUGCUUUGUGCGUGGUCUUUUGUGCAUUUCUUGAUUUUAGCUGCAAUGAGAACUUAUAUAUUGUUAUUUUUAUAUAGAGUAUCUUUUGUUUUGUAUCUCAGCUCAGUCUUCUUCUCAUCCUAUACUCCUCUCCUAACCCCUAACCCGUGCUCCUGCUCUACAGUUGGACGGCAAUCCAAUCCAAUAUUUAUGUUUUAUAGUUUUUAAGUCUAAUUUAUGUAAAACGCACAUACAAAACACACACACACACAAACAACACCACUUAAACAUCAACUAAGUAAGUUUAUUAGCGAAAUAAAUAUAUUAUUUACAGUCAGAAGAGCAUAAAGCCUAAAGCGCAGAGCUUAACCAAGUUCUAUUUCGAAUUUUCAAUUGGGAAAACCCCCAUCCCAGUAGCAGAUCAUCCAGUGAAGCUUUUCAAAAGAUAUGUUGUCCGUACAGUUUUAUUUUAGAGCUUAAAACACCGAUCCACUUAGUUCAUGGCAUUUUAAUUCCCAAAUUCCUACUCUUUACCCCAGCCCAAAAACCCAAACCACAACCACCAACCAAAUACUGUAAUAUUUAAAACGUCUGUAUUUUCCAUUCAACUUGUAAAAUUCAACCAAAAAGAAAACAAAAAAAUGAACAAAAAACAAAUGCAAAAACCAUUUUCAAAUAAAACUAUUUAUUCAAAAAUAAAACCAGCCAUUUUGUUAUUUUUUCCCUUAGUUUCCCGAUUAUUUGGCCAUGAUGCAUGCUAUAGAAAUUACAAUGUUGCUGGAUUUUCGGGGUAACAGCAGGAUCCGUAGGUCCUGCACUGCGGCAGAUCAAGAACCAAAGAGUUCAAUAAUUGUAUGUAAUUAUAGAUAUAAAAAUUAACGACAACAAACGAUAUAUAUAUAUAUAUUUAUUGACAAUUUAAUUAAGCCACAGCAGCAACCACAACAAAGUUAUUCAUUUACCUUCGAGACGAACAGUAAACAAAGUCGCUCUUUAUAUAUACAGAUAUAUAGAUAUUUAUAUUUAGUGAAUGGAGAAUCAACAAAUUGCUACAUACAUACCCAUACAUAUGUACUAUAUUUUUCUCGUAAAUUAUUAUUAAUCAAAGUCCUCAUAUAUAUACCAUAUAUAUACGGAAGCGACUAUAAUUUCCACUCCUCCUCCUCGAACUUAGCUCAACUUUCGCGUCAAGAGAGAUGGCAAGAAACACACUAAAUAUCAUAAGAAAAGUCAGCAUUCAGAUAAUAGCAACAUUAAUAGCAUUCAUAACCGCAGUAUACUAAACUUUUUGCAUAUUUUCACAAUACUAAACGGAUGAUAGCGUGGAAUGAUGUAACGGAAUGGAAUCAAACAUAACUCAUAUUUUUCUAAAGCUCAUGUACACCUCUUUGCUCCACACACACACACACACACACACGCCCCACUCACCGCACACAGAAGCAAGUCGCACACCACUACUAACUAAAAUUACUUUAAUAGCAGUUAAAACAUUUAUAAGUGAAAUUCAUAAAGAGCAAAAACCCAGAGGGGAGGUGAUGUUAAAUCGAAUCAAAUGUCAGCUAAGGGGACAUUUCUCCGACUCACACUCACACGACCUUUUGUAAAAUCCCAAAGGAUGCGAGGAACGAGGCCAGGAGCCGCGGAGGAAGGGUAUGGUGGAGAGUGGAACCAAGAUUAUAGGUUAGACAAAGUUUAGACAUUGUAUCUAAUCUAAUUUGUUAGCCUAAUUCAAAUUGCUUUGGUUGUCCCAGAGAUGCAGCUGAUCAGAUUUGUUUAACUUGUAUAUGGCAAAGAGAAGAAAUAUUUAUAUACUUAUUAUUAUUAUAACGUACGUACUUGGAAAUACAAUUCUCCUCAAGUCUUGAGCUCCUUUUCUCUCUCUGUAAUGACCCCUCAAGUGGAUAAUGUGUAGCUAAUGGCCCAAACGGAAGAGUUUUAAUAAUGCUAACGAAGAAACGAAGCGAGCCACAGCAUCUUACUAAGCUCGAUAUAAUGAUAAUGAUAAUGAUGACAGAAUUUGAAUCGUUGAAUUGAAAAUUUAAAAUAAUAUUAACAAAAAAAGUAAAAAUAAUACUGCAACAACAAAUGAAGGCAUAACAAAGGAACAAAACAAAACCAAAAUGUUUGUAUGUAAAAGAAACUCAAAACGUUAGAGAUCAUCUACAAUUUAAAUAAAUAUAAAUAAAACCAA
This is a messenger RNA of Drosophila kikkawai, 5551 nucleotides long. Lineage: Eukaryota; Metazoa; Arthropoda; Insecta; Diptera; Drosophilidae. The record is from RefSeq and is a predicted model, not a curated record.